AUGAACCGACAAGGGGGCGAAACGGACAGGCAAACGCCCACAGGCGGCUCGGCGAGUCACCGACAGACAUCGGCGCCGCUGCGCGUCCCCAGUGCAGAGGGCGCCGAGAGCGCGCAGCAACCGCUCGCCUUGCGGGCAGUCUCGACCAGCGCUUCGUUUGGCACUUUGCACUGCCUGCGGCAGCCGUUUCGUGGGUCGGGUUCGCCCUCUGGAAAUCCGAGCUUUUUCCCUCAUCUCCCGGGCCAGGCUCCGACGUUCCUCCCGUACUUCUCUCCUCCGGGGACACCCUCGCCUCCGGCGUUCAGCCGCGGGUCUCGGCCGAACGUGCACACCCCGUCUCCGGGAUCGAGUCACUCUGCAGGCCUGUCGUCUGGGCCUUCUUCCUGGACAGGGAAAACUGCCAAGCUCGAGGACGGCGCGCCUAGUUACGCGUGCAGCGUCUCCGCUCCCCGAAAGUUCGUGCCGAAUCUUGGCAAGAGUGGGGCAGUGGCCGCCGUGAAGUCGGAGGAGCAAACGAAUGCGGAUCUCGACCGCAGCAGGGGUAACCUCAGUGCGAUGGUUCUCCGGUCUCUGCAGGCCGGGGAAACCAAGAAACUCGCACAGGGAAAGUUUGGACCCGCGGGGCGGGGCAAUUCACCCUCUUUUGGUUCCCCUCCUGACCAUCGCGGCGGCACGGCAGGUUCACCCGUAGGGAUAGAAGGUGGCCGACGCCCUCUGCAUUUAGCGUCUCCCUCCGCUAUUCGAGAAAGCAAUCUGCGGUUGCUGCACCAGCACCAGAUGCUGUCGAAAGACGGGAAGACCGCAGGCGGCAAGAAGUCCAGGCGACUCAUGGAGUUGUCGUGGAUCGGCUCUCAAGACGAUGACAAAGACUCCAUAACCGGGAGCCCGUCUGGUUGCUACACUCCCAUCAGUCUCCCCUUUGUUGUCAGAGAGGGCGACGAGGGUAUCGAUGGGGAUGCUCGGCGAGCGAUGCACCCGACAGACCCUAUGGGCAUGGAUACCGCGGCUCGUCGAGAGGCCGAUUCUCACCGAAGGCGGCCGUCAGCUCGGCACGUGGAAGAAGCGAACCGCUUUGCUGCGGGUCUUCUUCUGGUGGGAGACGAAGGAGAAGACAGAGGCGAGAGGCGUGCUGGCGGUGACACUUGGGAUCUGGCUGACGACGAGGACGGUCGUGGCACGGAUUUCUUGCACAUCUGCUUUCCGUCCCUGUUCCCUCCCGUGGACAGGCCGGCCAUGGACGAGGCGCGCCAGGCUCGAAUUGCUGAAAAAGAAGGACGAAGGCGCAGCGCCCGAGGCGCCAGAGAAGGUGACGACGCUGAAUGUGGGAAUCACGAAGAAACCAAGGACCACGCAACCCAAGGAGUCACCAAAGCAGGCAGCCGACAUGGGUCGCUGGGAAAUGGCAAGAGAGGGAACAAAGCAAAUCAGCCUCCGAAGCCUGUGGGGCCGUCGCCACCCUUGCCACUUGCCUCGCUUCCUGACGGGCGGAUUGGGAGGCUGCUCGUUCACCGAAGCGGGCGUGUGGAGCUGCGUCUCCUCAGUGGAGCGUUGCAGAAGGGGGGAAGCUGCGCAGGGCCACAGGGCGAGGGUGCCCGGAGUGGCUGCUCCGCAAACAUGCCGGAAAAUGAGAGAGAAAAGGGACUGGGAGGAGCGCUCCUGGAGAACAAGUCAGCUGAAGACCAAGGUGUUUGCUUUGAAGUCAAUAUCGGAUCGGAAUGCACCUUUGCACAGGAAGUUGGGUGUUUGGUGGAAGACACGUCGGAAUUCCUGUUUCUAGGGAAGUGCAACAAGCGCAUGGUGAUCGCCCCCGAUGUGCAGCGAUGUCUCCGGGCCGCCUGCGAGACGGCGUAG
Neospora caninum is the source of this 1851-nucleotide messenger RNA. RefSeq lists its product as hypothetical. The transcript has 6 exons. The coding region runs from base 1 to 1851 and encodes 616 amino acids. Lineage: Eukaryota; Apicomplexa; Conoidasida; Eucoccidiorida; Sarcocystidae. Gene Ontology annotation, cellular component: RNA polymerase III complex. The record is from RefSeq and is a predicted model, not a curated record. Gene Ontology annotation, biological process: transcription by RNA polymerase III. Gene Ontology annotation, molecular function: DNA binding.